This is a messenger RNA of Mytilus californianus (California mussel), 5836 nucleotides long. RefSeq lists its product as uncharacterized. Gene Ontology annotation, molecular function: zinc ion binding; nucleic acid binding. Lineage: Eukaryota; Metazoa; Mollusca; Bivalvia; Mytilida; Mytilidae. The coding region runs from base 336 to 2996 and encodes 886 amino acids. The transcript has 3 exons. The record is from RefSeq and is a predicted model, not a curated record.
UAUUAAGUAAAUUAAUUAAGAAAUCAGGCAUAUGAUAAGUUCCGUAAAGAUUGCAUGUGUGAGCAGCUAUUGGUUUUAUUUUUAUUAUAUUAAAGGGACAUAAUUUGAUAUUGUUUAGAAAGAUGCUCGUGUGAAUAAUACAAUUUCAGAAAUAAUAGGAAUCUAAGGAAUAUUUAAAAUGAUAUUUAUAGAUAAGUUCAACUCUAAGAUAUUCAGGAAACUGAACAAUAAGCUGUCCAACUAUAAAAACAGAAGACGAUACAAAAACACCCCAAGUAUCGACACAACAGAUUUGGUGGAGGAGAGUGAAAAGAAAACGGUACCUUACAUCAGAAAUGCCAAGCACCCCAGUGAAUAGAAACUUGCGAUCAGCAAACAGAGGUACAGAAUCAGAAGAACAAAGAGCAGAAAGUAUCAAUACAACUAUUGAAACAACGCAACAAAGAACAGAAACUGUGGGAACAACAACAGGUACAAGUCUGAGUACAACAGCAGAAGUUCAUUCAGAAAGUGGCACACCGAUAACAUUACAAACAGAAGGUGGAGCAGCGACCAAUAUGCAACAACAAGAACAAACUCCAGAAGUUCAACAGAUAAAAAGACAGGUGUCUGCUUUGAUCAGCCCAAUUGCCAUUUUGUUUUGGAUAUUCAUCAUGUUAGCAGCAUUCAUUCAGUUAAGUGAAGCAAAGUCUACUCACAAACAAAUCCUUAAACUAAAUUAUGGCAUUAUAUUUGAAAAACAAGGUAGAAUUCAUUUUGGAAAAGAUGUCUGGAAACAUACCUUUCAAAUUAAAAUGCCAAUAAAGAAGGGAAGUGUAGAAAUUCAACAAUGUAAACAAAAACAAAUAUGCAGAAGAUACAAUGAAAUGAUUGUACAACUAGAUAUGUUGCAGAAGCAAAAUGUGGUCUAUUUAAACGAAACCGUAAAUGUGAUAAAACAAUUAAUACCAACCAACAAACCAACACUAGUCAAAGGUAGAAGAAAAUCUAAAAGAGCAAUUUUAUCUUUCGUGGGGCAAUUAUCAAAAACUCUGUUUAAUACAGCAACUAUGGACGAUGUAAACUUAUUGGCAAGGCACAUAAAUGCCUUAACUACUAGAACAUUAAAGUUAACAAAUACAAUGGCUCAACAUGAUCAACAUGAAUCUUCAUAUAUGGCAUCUGUGGAUAAAAGAAUUUCAAACCUAGUUACACAAAUAUCAGACAAUCAUAAUGAAAUUAAUAUGAUGCAAAAAUCAGUAUUAGACAAUGUCAGAGAUGCGGAAAAUUUAUUUCUACAUCUUCAAGCAAAGAUAAUAGAAUCAUUUUCAUUAUCUUCAAAAAUUAAUCAACAACUAGAACAAUUGAAAUUGGGAAUUUUUGAUUUAGUUCAGGGAAAAUUGUCUCCCUUACUAAUAAAACCUUCAACUAUAACUAACACAAUAAAUAGGAUCCAACAGGUAUUAAAUACAAAAUACCCAGGAUUUUAUAUUUCACAAACCAGUCAAAAUUUUUAUUAUGAUACCAAAAAUUUUGUAUUUUCAAAACACAAAUCUGAUAUAUUUGUGAUGCUAAACAUACCUUUAGCAUAUAAGAUGUCAAAACUUGACUUAUAUAAAGUAACGUCAUUACCAUUUCCACAUAAUUCAACAACUCAUGCUACCCAAUUGUUAAAUACACCUCAAUAUGUAGCUAUUACCAAAGAUAAACAGUAUUAUAUAAAAUUGUCAGACCAAGAAUUAGAAAAAUGUACCAAAUAUGAUGAUAACUUCCAUUGCCAGUUUACGAAAUCCUUUUCAACUAGUAAAAGUUCAUGUUUAAUGUCAAUAUAUAAUAAUCAGAAAGAGAAAGUUAACCAGUUUUGUGAUUUCCGAUUCUUACAUGAUGUUAUAAAACCAAAAAUUGUUGCUUUAACACAAUCGUCUGUCGUAAUCUAUAAAACUACACAAUUAAAUAUGGAUUGUAAUGGAAAACAAAUAAUAAAACAAGGUUGUGAUUUUUGUAUAAUUCAAAUCCCAUGCAGGUGUUCUAUUUUAACCACAAAUUUGUAUAUUCCACCAUCUUUUACAAAUUGUAAAACAUCAAAUAAUAUUACUACUAUUUAUCCAAUAAAUCUUGCUUUAUUACAACAAUUUUUUAAUGCGGAACAAUUAAAAGAUAUUCAACCAAAUUCUACUUUUAGUACUUUACCAAAUAUUGCAAUUCCAAACUUUAAAAUGUAUAAUCAUUCCUUUUCAACAUUUUUGUCAAAUGAUAAAAGAGAUCAUUUAAGCCUCACAAAGAUGGCUGAAGCUACAAAACAAGAAGGUAUGGUUUUUCAUAAUUUGGCUGAGCCUCUCCUAGAAGGAAUCAUAAAUGUUAAAGAUAAUUGGCCUGAUUUAAAUGGUAUUUUAGGCAUGAUAGGAACAGUGUUAGCAUCCAUAUCAUUUAUUUUUGCCAUAUGGGCAUUCUUUAAAAUAAAAAAACUAACAACUGCUCUUAUAAUACUUCAAGGAUCUUGCCAUGUAAAAUCUAUGACUGCCCCAUCAUUUAUUUAUAAAAACAUUCAAACAACCACAUCAAACCCAAUUACAUCAAAUCUUUUUAAAGAACUAAAGUUCAAUCAUAUUCUGGUGGCCAUAAUUGGUAUUUUGAUUGUCAUUGUGGUUUUCCUUAUGUUAUACAAAAAGAGAAAAAGUUCACAACAUACAUUUAUUUCAUUAGAAAUAACCACAGGAUCAAACUGCUUAACUCUUCCCCUAUGCAAAUUGCCACUAUGUCCAUCAUACUGGACUUUUUCAAUGCCACCAGAAGUUAAAAGUCUCAGUGUUUCUGGAAUCUUUAGACCUAGUUUACAUAUUAAUUGGGAUGAUUUUAUAAUAACAAACACUUUAACACAAAAAUCUAUAGUAGGUCCUAAAAACAUUAAAAUUUCUUUUUGGGAAGCUUUACGUGUAAAACAGAUUUUGAAACAACCAUUUUUUGUCUAUAUUUUAUUAAAACAUAAUAAUAUGUACAAAGUUAUAAACGAGCCUUGAGUUUUGUCAAUAAUUGCCUGACCAUGAGUAUUUUCUAUCUUGUCUAAUAUAACAUAACAUAGUAAGGUUAAGAUUGCGAAAAAGGGCACUGGAUUAAGUAACAUAAGAAUCAUUGGAUAUGCGAUAAACUGAAGAAUUCAAAGGAACAAAAUGAUAUCGAAAUACUGCGAGGAAUACCAACACAACUUCAAUAUGUGUUCAAAGGAAAAUUCAACAUAGAAGGAUUGAACAUUCAACUAUAUCAGUGUUCCAUGUGGAAAAUUAAAUGUGUAGAUACUGAUUCAUGGAUAGAUGUUACAAGAAAUAACCGAAUAUAAUGUAUUUUUCCGUAUAUUGCGCGACCUCGUUACCUUUAUACAAAAAUUAUCUCGUAUUCUGUUUUUUUACUUGUUAACAAAAAUGUAAAUAUGUUUUAUUUGUGAAAAUGUAUUAAUUGAAAGUAUAUGAUAUAUUAUGUUUGUAUUAUUGCAUGAAUGAGAAAUAUUACUCAUAUUUUGUAUUAUUUUGUUAUAGAUAUUUAACCAUAGCUACUUCUUUUCAUCCAGUAGAGGACGUGGAAUCAAGCAAGAAAUUAAAUGCAAAGAAUUUUUUGUAAAACCAGGGGCCAAACUUUUCGAUCUUUGUGAAAUUGCAUUUCAAAAAUUGAAAAAUAUAAAAGAAAAAAAAUUAGUUUAUAUUAUGGCAGGAAUUCCCGACAUUUGUAUAAAAGACAAAGACUACAAGAAAGCAUAUGAAGAAGUGUAUUUUGACCUAAAUUGUGACAAAGUUAUGGAAAUUAAACAUACUUUAGAAACUAUUACACAAAGAUUAAGUAAAAUAAAUUGCUAUGUCAUUUAUGUUCCAAUUACAACAAUGAAUAUUGAAAAAUGGAACUGUCAGAGAUUUGAUAUGAAAAAAACAAAAUUUCUUCUUCAUACAGAAAACUAUACGAAAAUGCAAGACAGCUUAAAUUGGGCUGUUCAUCAAAUAAAUUUAUAUAUUAUAAGACACAAUGAAACAUCUGAAUGGGCUACUCCAUUAAUACAAGCAUAUGUCCACAAGUCUACUGGAUCAAAGAAAAGAUAUGCAUAUGCUAAACUGGUGGAUGGUGUUCAUCCAUCAGAACAAUUGAUUCAAUCAUGGGUAAAACAAAUACAAAAAACCAUGAUUGAAAAUGAAUCCAGGUUAAAAAUGUAAAAUACAUAAAAAUUGAUGUACAUGUAUAUAUGUUAUUUUUUGUUAUUUUUAUAUCGACAGUGUUUUUGAUAAUAUUUUUAGGAUACAAUUAACUUUGAGGGACCAAAGUUUUUUUGUCCGACAGGGUAUUUGUGACGUAGUAAAUAUUCAUUCAAAAUAGAAUAGAAGAAUAUUUAAUAAAUGAAAGAAUAUUAAAGAAAUAAAGUAAAGAUUUGUUGAAUUUACAAAGAAAGUUAGAAUCGUAAUUUAAAAUAGAAAGGUUCAUAUUUUCAAGAAACUAAAUUAUAUUGGUUUAAAAAGUCUUAAACAAAGUUACAACACAAUAUUAUGUAACAGGAAAUUUUAUAAAACAUUAUCAAAAAGAUUGUGACAUGUUAAUCCCCCUGAAAUAAAUUAAGCUUAAGUAAUUAUGAGAAGGGGCACAUUUUAGACAAUAAAUCAUUAUCAAUAGGGAUAGCGUCCCGCCGAAGGCAAAGCGAUUAUUUUAUAAAAAAAUAAUUGUCUAUUGUAAAAUAGUGGGAGGGAGGAGUAACUCAAAUUAGUUGUAAAUUGGGGAAUAAAUUAACUUUUGAUUGGGCAAGCAAUUUUAGGCUGAUCUUGGCGUGACCACGUGAGGAAAAGGUUUUAAGGGAUAAAUUUUGAUAUUAAAACUUCACUUGGUCACUUGAUAACAAGAAUAAAGAUCUAGCCUGAAUUUGUGUCCAUUAUAUUUAAGGUAUGUAAAGUAUACAUGUUUAAAACAAAUAAGUAUGAAUAAUAAUUUAACAGAUUUAUUUUAAAUAUAAAAUAUAACAUUGUUCGAAUUGAAGAUAAAAGAACUUAUUCGUUUAACACAAGUUUAUCUACAAAUUGUAAGGAUUGUAGGUUUGUUGAAUAUUAAGUAAAUUAAUUAAGAAAUCAGGCAUAUGAUAAGUUCCGUAAAGAUUGCAUGUGUGAGCAGCUAUUGGUUUUAUUUUUAUUAUAUUAAAGGGACAUAAUUUGAUAUUGUUUAGAAAGAUGCUCGUGUGAAUAAUACAAUUUCAGAAAUAAUAGGAAUCUAAGGAAUAUUUAAAAUGAUAUUUAUAGAUAAGUUCAACUCUAAGAUAUUCAGGAAACUGAACAAUAAGCUGUAAGUUUUGGGAUGGCGAAAAUAGAUAGGUUUGGUCGAUAGGAGAAAAUGUUUAUGUCAACGGUACAUCUUGAUUAUUAAAAUCAGGUUUAUCACUUUUAGUUGCUAAGAUAUAAGUAUAAAUAUAUUGAUUGGAAGUCUUUCAAUAAUUAUGUCUUUAAAGUCUAAUCACUCAUUUUACAAUAGAAGUCCUUAUUUAAUAUGAAUAAUAAAAUGUACUGCCAGUUCAAUUUGAGCUUGAAAUGUUGAGAUGAUAAAUGAGGAUGAGGUAUAGUUCUUAUGGUGUUCAUUGUUAUACAUUUAAAAUAAAAUAUUUAGUUUGGUAAAAAGGCAGGAACAAUCCAAUGUUGACUUUUGAAUUUAUUUUUAUAUGUUUUUAAAGAAUUCAUAAAUGUGAGUUAGUUCCCUUGUUAAUAGAUGAGUUUGAAAUCUACAGAACUUGUAUUUAAAAUUCAGUAUAUGAAUGUAUGUUGUUUAUUUGAUAUCGCAUUUAUGUACAACUGUAAUUAAAUGUUCACUUGGUCACUUGAUAACAAGAAUAAAGAUCUAGCCUGAA